Penicillium manginii is the source of this 837-nucleotide messenger RNA. RefSeq lists its product as uncharacterized. The coding region runs from base 1 to 837 and encodes 278 amino acids. NCBI's taxonomy places the organism in Eukaryota, Fungi, Ascomycota, Eurotiomycetes, Eurotiales, Aspergillaceae. The record is from RefSeq and is a predicted model, not a curated record. The transcript is spliced from 3 exons.
AUGACCGAUCUCACUGAAGACCUAGGAACAACGCUUUGGGCCGUGAAUACCGUCUUCGCCGUCGUAGCAACAGCCACGGUCUUCGGCCGAUUCGCCGCUCGAAAAGUUCGCCGAAUGUCCUUCGGCGCAGACGACUGGAUUAUAUGUAUUGCCCUGCUUCUAAAUUGGGCAAUGUACGCCCUCGCUGCGAGAGCGCAAAUCCACGGAAUGGGAAAACACAUCUCAACCCUAACCCCAUCCCAAAUAAAAACCUUCACGAAAAACCUCUACUUCAUGCAAAUAGCCUACAUCCCCGCCCCACCCGCCAUAAAACUCUCCCUCCUCUGCCUAUACCGCCGAAUCUUCAAAUACACCCAAUCCCGCUUCCUGUGGCUGAUCUACGCCAUGAUGGCGAUUAUAACGACCUGGUGCACGGCCAACCUGUUCCUGGUGAUAUUCUUCUGCGUGCCGAUUUCCGCGCUCUGGACGGGGAAAGGGAAGUGUCUUGAUUUGGAUCCGUAUAGUUAUGCUGUUAUUAAUAUUGUUACGACGCUGGUUGUUUGGGCUAUGCCCAUUCCGAAGGUUUGGAGGUUGAAUCUUCCGCGGGGUCAGAAGGUGGCUGUUUCGUUGGUUUUUAUGUUGGGGCUCUUUGAUUGUUCGACGGCUAUUGGGCGCAUUAUUAUUAUGCCAGAUGAAGGUGAGCCGGAUAAGACUUGGUAUUAUGCCAAACCUUGCAUGAUGCACAUUAUUGAGGUUUCGACGGGGAUUGUGUGUACUUGUCUUCCUGUGAUGAGGGUUUCUAUUAAGGAGGCUUUGGGGGGGGAGGUGUUGCGUUUGUUUUGGUGGGAGGACGGGUAA